UUUUAAGUAAAUAUAACUAUAAAAACUAUAUGUGCACACACCGGCUUUAAUCGAUAGUUGUUAUUAUAUCGAUAGCUUUAAUUAUGCAUUUGUAACAUCUCUGUUAUGUUUGCCGGCCAUCUGUAAAAAUAUCAACAAAACGCAUUUAAAUAAUUUUGAGGAUUAUCUAUUGUUUAUCUCAGAGAUAUGUUCGGCACAGUAAAUAAUUAUCUUUCCGGAGUAUUGCGUGCUGCUGAGGAUUAUGAUGGCGACAAUUUGGGCACACUUUUAUCGCUUCGCGAUGUUCACGUUCAGAAUCACAACUUGUACAUCGCCCAGCCCGAGAAGUUGGUGGAGCGCAUGUUGAAGUCACCAUUGGACGAAGUAGUGGGCUCACAUCUGAAGGUGCUCUAUUAUCUGGCCCAAGAGCCACCCAACUACAUGGAUGCAUACAAUCACCAAGCUGCCAGCUGUUCAGCUGUAGUGAAGCUAUUGCAGCAGCUAAAGGACGAGAACUGGUGUCUCCCUCUCAUGUACCGCGUGUGUCUCGAUCUGCGCUACUUGGCACAGGCAUGUGAAAAACAUUGUCGAGGCUUUACUCCGGGGCACAUACUGGAGAAAGCCGCUGACUGCAUGAUGGCUUGUUUUCGCGUUUGCGCAGCUGAUGGACGAGCUUCGGAGGAGGAAACCAAACGACUAGGCAUGAUGAAUCUGGUGAAUCAACUUUUCAAGAUCUAUUUCCGAAUAAAUAAGUUGCAUCUGUGCAAGCCGCUUAUCCGUGCAAUCGAUAACUGCGCGUUCAAGGAGAGCUUUCCUCUGCCGGAGCAAAUAACAUACAAAUAUUUUGUAGGACGGCGCGCCAUGUUUGAUUCGAACUAUCGGAUGGCUGUGGACGAUCUAUCAUAUGCAUUCACCAACUGCCCAGACCGCUUCACGAGCAACAAACGAUUAAUUCUCAUAUAUCUGGUGCCGGUCAAAAUGUUGCUUGGAUACCUGCCACGCAAAUCUCUGCUGGAACGAUAUGAUUUGUUACUCUUUCACGAUUUGGCGGUCGCCCUGAAAGCCGGCAAUGUAAAGAAAUUCGAUGAGAUCGUCCAUGAGCAGGAGCUGGUGCUGAUUCGUAGUGGGAUCUACUUGCUUGUGGAGAAGCUGAAAUUUAUUGUCUAUCGUAAUCUAUUUAAAAAAGUGUUCGCCAUAAGGCGGACACAUCAAUUGGAUAUGGGUGAUUUUCUAUCGGCACUACAGUUUGUAGGCGUAACUGAUGUUUCCUUGGAUGAGACGCAUUGCAUAAUUGCAAAUCUUAUUUACGAAGGAAAGAUUAAAGGCUACAUAUCGCAUGCCCAUAACAAAUUGGUCGUUUCCAAGCAAAAUCCGUUCCCGCCAUUAAUUUUAACAUAGACUUAUAAGACUUCAAUAAAAGGAUCUGAAGAUAUUUAAUAAUAUUUGUAUGAAUAAAAGUUCCUUGUUAUUAAC
Messenger RNA from Drosophila hydei, 1452 nucleotides. RefSeq names its product PCI domain-containing protein 2 homolog (gene PCID2). The record is from RefSeq and is a predicted model, not a curated record. Gene Ontology annotation, biological process: poly(A)+ mRNA export from nucleus; post-transcriptional tethering of RNA polymerase II gene DNA at nuclear periphery; transcription elongation by RNA polymerase II. Gene Ontology annotation, cellular component: transcription export complex 2. The transcript has a single exon. Gene Ontology annotation, molecular function: RNA binding; double-stranded DNA binding. The coding region runs from base 187 to 1377 and encodes 396 amino acids. Lineage: Eukaryota; Metazoa; Arthropoda; Insecta; Diptera; Drosophilidae.